This is a messenger RNA of Macrosiphum euphorbiae (potato aphid), 2076 nucleotides long. The record is from the annotation of a GenBank genome assembly. NCBI's taxonomy places the organism in Eukaryota, Metazoa, Arthropoda, Insecta, Hemiptera, Aphididae.
AUGUUCAAAAGUAAAAGAUCUAAAAGUAGGAAUAUUCGACAAGAGUUAGAUUUUAUUAAUAAUCUAUAUAGUAAUGAAAACAAUACACUUCCAACUAAUAAUCAUGGAACAGUGGAAAUAAAUGCGUGUACGGGAAAAGACAUUCAAUUUGAUAAAAUAAUUAAUUUGCCAUCAACAUCAACUAGAAAAAAUAAUAACAAUAUUUCUCCCCACUUGGCAAAUUCUACACCUUGUGCACAAGAAACUAUAACUUCUGCUUCUCAGUUAGACAAUGAAGAAAAUGAAGAAAAUAAUUUAUAUUCUUUUACAAAUGCCAGUGAUAUAAAUAAUUCUUUUAAAGAAAAAUUGGGAAUUUGGGCAGUAGAAUGUAAUGUUCCAAAAACUACAGUAAAUAAGUUGUUGAAGUUAUUGAAAAGACAAGAUAAUAUAAAUACACAAGAUUUGCCAAAUGAUUGUAGAACACUUUUAGUCACACCAAAAUCUACGGAACGAUUUAUUCGUACCGUAACUCCAGGGUCAUAUUAUCACUUUGGUUUGGCAGAAGGAAUUCGGCGAUAUGCUAUAAGUAGUUUAACAGAUAUAAAAAUUGCAAUUGGCAUCGAUGGCUUACCCUUAGCUAAAAGCAAUAAUAGUCAAUUUUGGCCUAUUAUGGCAUAUAUUGUUGGUAUGGACAAAAAUGUAUUUCCUGUUGGCAUUUACUUUGGAAAAUCUAAACCGAAAGACAGUAAUGAUUUUUUAUUAGAUUUUGUUGCUGAAACCAAAGAUCUGAUAACAAAUGGUAUAGAAAUUAAUGGCUGUAUUAUAAAAGUGAUAAUUUAUAGUUUUGUUUGUGACGCGCCGGCAAGAUCGUUUUUAUUAAAAACGAAAGGUCACUCAGGAUAUUCUUCUUGCAACCGUUGUAUUGCAGAAGGGGAAUAUUAUCAAAAUCGUAUUUGUUUCCCAUAUUCUGAUAGUAAAUCUACUAAAAGAACACAUGAAACAUAUGAAAAUAUGACAUAUGAAGAACAUCAUGUAGCUGAGUCUAUUUCAAACCUUGUUGAGUUGCCAGGGAUCGAUUUGGUUCAUACAUUUGCACUUGAUUAUAUGCAUCUUGUUUGUCUAGGAGUAGUAAAAAAAUUGAUAAUGUUGUGGUUACAUAAAGGACCAUUGAAUGUUCGUAUACCCAGUCGCAAUGUACACAAAUUAACAGAAGCAUUAUUGGCUGUCAAAUGUUAUAUUCCAUCAGAUUUUGUGAGAAAAACCAGAGAAAUUCAAGAAAUAUCCAGGUGGAAAGCUACAGAAUUAAGAUUAUUUUUAUUGUACGUGGGCCCUAUUGUACUUAAAAAUAUAAUUAAUGAUGAUUUUUAUAAUCAUUUUAUGUCGUUAAAUAUUUCUAUGAUUAUAUUGCUCAGUCCAAAUCUUCAUAACUAUGUACCAUAUGCCGAAGAACUUUUAGAUUAUUUUAUAAAAACAUUUGAAAUAUUAUAUGGUCGUGAACACAAUUCUCAUAAUAUUCAUGGUUUAUCACAUUUGUGUGACGAUUUUAAAUAUUAUGGCCCUCUUGAUAACUGCUCUGCAUUUCCUUUCGAAAACUAUAUGAAAGAAUUAAAAUCUAAAAUACGAAAACACGAAAAACCACUGGAACAAGUAAUCAACCGAUACUCAGAAAUAUAUAGUCAAAAGUCGUUCAUUGGGUCAUUUAAAAAUACAACAAAUCAUCCAAUAUUAUUACUACCUCACAACAAUGGUCCUUUAAUCAAUAAUGUUAAUGGAUGUCAGUAUAAAAAAAUGAUCUUAAAAAAUAUUACAAUAAAUACAAAAUUUGAUAAAGAUAGCUAUGUUUUAACAACAGAUGGAGAAGUUUUUAAGUGUUUAAAUAUAGUUCAACAAAAUAAUGAAACAGUAUUGAUUGGAAAACAUUUUACAACAAAAAAAUUGUUUUAUGAGAAACCAACGGAUUCAACAGAAUUUGACAUAUAUAUUGUAGAAAAUCUAUCACAGCGCUUAAAAUCCUAUACAAUUAAUAAUGUAAAAAAGAAAAUAAUGUUAAUUAUGCAUAAUAGAAAUUCAAUUGCAAUGCCUAUAAUACAUACUUAA